ACGGUCGACUGGUUAAGCCAUUUACUAGCUUCCUGUGUCGUCUCCACAACGCGACUACACAUAAUCAUAAAACCAUUCAGUGCAUGUUCGGUUGCUGUCGGAAUCCGUGACGAGUGACGAGACGUCGGUGCUAUUUUUACUUUAACGAGUAGCUGCUUCCUUGUGUGUAGAUAAGUCUACGUGUAAAUAUACAGAGCUAUGACUAGUCCGCUUACUACCUCUUCCCUACAGUAAAAUAGGACAUUGCUAAAACUAUCAACUUUAGCAACUGCUUGUUUACUUGCAAUGGCAUAUUAGCUAUUUUCAGGUUAUCUGGAUAUUACCGGUUGUAAACAGUUGUGUGUUUCUAUGCUUACCAAACACUCAAGAACUUCUCAUAUGAAUGGAAAUUCCGUGCUGAACGAAGAGUGAGCAGCUGUGUUGUAAGCAGUAUAACUUAAACACUAGAAAUGCCUUGGUGGCGUGUCAUCUGUUGGUGCUGCAACAGGGAUAUGAAUAAGAAUUCACCCGAUCCGAAAAACGAAUCAGCAGAACACGAGGAUGAUGAGGCCAGCUGUAGGUCAAGCUACAAACUUCUCUACAACAAGCACGGUUUCUUUUUAUCCAUGGAUACAGAAGGAAACAUAUUCGGUACAAAAGAAAAACACAAGCAUGCUAAUUUUAAUUUUUUGACGUCUGAUGGAGAAGGGGUGAGGAUAAAAGCCGUGAGUGCAGAUAAGUAUGUUGCCAUGGACGAACAAGGGAACUUAUAUGGGCAGGAUGAUCCCAACUCCGAUGAGACACUUUUUAUUGAAAACAUUGAAGGUUACUAUUUACAGUAUCAGUCCAAAAACUACCAAGACUGGUUCAUCGGGAUCAAAAAGACUGGAAAGCCGAAAAAGGGAACUAAAACUAAAUCUAGGCAAAGAGCCGUUAUGUGGUUAAAAACCGACUGUAGUUGAGGAUCUUGUAACAUUUUUAAUCUGGUCCACUCAUACAAAUAAUGUUAUGUCUAAAAAAGUAGAGUAAUUUCCAAGCAAAGUUGUUAUGUUAUUACAGCUGUAAUGUUUUCAAUUUUCCCUUUUCUAUAUUUGUUAUAAACGUACAUUGUUUUCCAAACUCGUUACUGUAGAAUUUUGAGCAUGUGUUUGAUACGCUGCCAAAUCCUAACUUUUUAACCAUAAUGCGCUUGAAUGGGAAGUAUUCGAGAUUAGCUAUUGUUCUAAAUAGAAUAGAUUAGCCAAAUAGAUAGGUUAGUUCAUGUUCGUCUAAAGUCUGUAAAAUUAGAUAAAACAAGAAUAGACUUCGGACAGGAAAAAGGAUUUGGCGGCACAACGGCAGUUCACGAUUUAUCAAUAUAUUUAAUGUUUUGUCUUCGAUGAUAAAAGAUUUGAAGCGUAAUAGUUAUAUUCUUACAAAGUAAUGAUUCAGAUUCUCGUUCUAUAUUUGUUAUAAGUGUACAUUGUUGUCCAAAAUCUCAUUAGUAUAGAGCAUGUUUACUAGGCUAGUGAACGGUUUGAUGUUAGGAAUAAAUACGUAAAUAGCGUUAUGUCUAAGAUAAAAUCAUUACAUUAUGUUAGUUAUAUAUUUAAAUUAAAUUAAUUAAAUCUCUUUCUAUAUUUUUUACGAAUUUCCAAGGUUGAACAGAAACUCAGUAUUAUAGAACUUUGAACAUGCAUUUAAUCUGACUUCAUUUCAUAAAAGCAGAAAAAGGUACGUUUUGUAUAACGCUUAAAUGACGUGUAAUGACAUAUUUAAAACGUAUACAUUAUAGUGAUUGCCAAUUAAAUAUAUAUGAUCGUUUUCUAAAAUGGAACACUCCUAAUAAGGGUAAAUCAUUUUAUUCAUUAGAAACUUCAAGCACUUAAAAAAGUGGUUAUAGUCCAGGGACCUACUUGAAUUGUUUAAUAUGUUUUAUCGAAACACUUACUUCAAUACUUGUUAUUCACAAAACCCUUUUUUUAUUUUCUAUUAAAUAUUGUUACUUUUCUAACUUCGCUAUCUUCUGUGCGAAUAUAUGUUUUUAUAACUGUAUGGACCAGUAGUUUUCUAAAAAUCCUUUUGAAUGUUUAAGAAUGUUUUUGUUUUGUCAUAAUGAAGGUUGUAAUUUGAAUAAUAUUUAAUGUUUUCGCGUAACUUCAUAAGUUAAUACUGAUUCAAAACGUUUAAUUGUAAUUUUUAAGAAAAGCAAAAUAAUUAUAUUUCUAUGAUAUCAAUGAAUUGAGCAGUAUUAACGCCGAAACUUCAGCUAACAAAGAAAUCAGGAUGUGUAACACUAAUAAUGUUAACUUCAUCUAACAAAGAAAUCAGUCAUGUGGGUUAGUUCAUCUAACAAAGAAAUCAGGGUGUGGAACAGUAAUAAUGUUAACUUCAGUUAAUGAAUAAAUCAGGGUGUGUAACACUAAUAAUGUUAACUUCAUCUAACAAAGAAAUCAGGGUGUGGAACAAUAAUAAUGUUAACUUCAGCUAAUGAAUAAAUCAGGGUGUGUAACAAUAAUAUUGUUAACUUCAGCUGACGAAGAAAUCAGCGUGUGUAACAAUGAUAAUGUUAAA
Molecule: messenger RNA, 2532 nt
Organism: Limulus polyphemus (Atlantic horseshoe crab)
Lineage: Eukaryota; Metazoa; Arthropoda; Merostomata; Xiphosura; Limulidae
Product: fibroblast growth factor 1-like
Biological process (GO): positive regulation of protein phosphorylation; cell differentiation; positive regulation of cell population proliferation
Cellular component (GO): cytoplasm
Molecular function (GO): fibroblast growth factor receptor binding; growth factor activity
Source: RefSeq, a predicted model, not a curated record